This is a messenger RNA of Mauremys reevesii (Reeves's turtle), 1950 nucleotides long. Its product is annotated as prolactin-releasing peptide-like. Gene Ontology annotation, biological process: feeding behavior; G protein-coupled receptor signaling pathway; response to peptide hormone. The coding region runs from base 432 to 839 and encodes 135 amino acids. The transcript has 3 exons. NCBI's taxonomy places the organism in Eukaryota, Metazoa, Chordata, Testudines, Geoemydidae. The record is from RefSeq and is a predicted model, not a curated record. Gene Ontology annotation, molecular function: neuropeptide hormone activity; prolactin-releasing peptide receptor binding.
GCAGGCGUAGCAAACAAUGUGAGGGAAUGAGGUGAUGGAACAAUAGAUAAGGUGACCGAAGGGUGCACAGCUGAUGAAUGUGCACUGUAGAUGGGUCUGAGUCUUCUUACAAGUCCAAAUAAAUUUUGAGAUGCAAACAAAUGCACAAAAUACUCUGUCAAGUAUCAGAGGGGUAGCCGUGUUAGUCUGGUUCUGUAAAAGCAGCAAAGAAUCCUGUGGCACCUUAUAGACUAAUAGACGUUUUGCAGCAUGAGCUUUUGUGGGUGAAUACCCACUUCUACUCUGUGCGAUCCCCACUGUCCAUUAAUGAGCCAUUAGCAGUUGUCACCACCAGUGGCUUCGUGACACACAAGUAGGCCUUGAGGAGAAGGAGGCCUGGGGUGGCAGUUGUGAGGGCUAGUUGGGACAGGAACUCUCUGCACCGGGGAAGCAUGGGAGAAGUGGACAGACAGGCCGACAAGGGCGGCAUCGUCGGCAGAGUGGAGGCAGUAGGCCCAGACAAAAAGAAGCGCAGGCUGGACUCACACCUUGCUAAAUUCCGGCACCAGCCACAAGCCUUGGGGGAGCUGAAGGGAAUGAAACUGCUGGCUGCCUGCUUCAUGUACCUGCUGCUCACCUGUCUGGCCCUGCCCAAAGCCGAAUGCCGACUCCACGAGCGAUCCAUGGAAAUCAGGAACCCUGAUAUCGACCCUUCCUGGUACACGGGGCGUGGGAUCAGCCCCGUGGGACGGUUUGGCCGGAGGAGAGCUGUCGUGGAGAGCUCCCGGAAGUCGGGCUAUGGACACAGGCAAGCUUGCUUCCCUCUAGAAGAAAGCAGUGAAUCCCUUCAAGAUGAAUGAAAUGGCCAAGACAAAGAAUGAAUUUGAAUGAUGAUAAGAAAAGACCCUUCUCCUCUCUCCCUUCCACAUCCCAGCCUCUCUUCUAGGCACAUGAAAAUGUUUGGUCUCAUUUCAAUGUACAGUAUCUUUGUGGCUAUAAAUGAUAGAAACCAAAGAGCAGUUGAUAACUCCAGUAUUUUUGCAGACAAUUUCCCUCUUGUCUGUUUUUUCUUUUUCUCUCCCCUGUUCCCCAUUUGUCCCCAUCUCUGGCUUUUGCUCUUAAAUCUAACAUGAUUUGUGCCAGAAAAUUGCUGGGGGAAAGAAAUACAAAUUCCCAUGUUAAUUAUCUUCCUAGAACAUGGGCUCUUUUAUACAAACCAAAAAAAUAAUUUAAAAAAUUGAGAAACCGAGCCCGGCACGUGUCUGCUGUGACUUGAAACGUAUCAGACUUGUCUCAACUCUCCUGGGCCGUAGGAUCUUUAGAACCGAGUGGCGUCACUUUCCCCUGAGAUUGAGUCUCUCUUCCUGAACAAUUUCUCUUCCACACAAUAAAGUCUUUUGACGUGAUCACCGGGCAGAGGAGCCAGCGUUUUAGUCUGGAUUCUGAAUCCAUCUGAAAGCAGGUGGAAUAUAACUGGCCCUACUCCCCUGACCAAUGUGUCAUGCCAGCAGGAGUAAUACGCUGGCGAAUCAAGAUGACCAUUUCAGCAGGCCCCACACAGCUGGCUCUGCACAGUCCAGAUGGCAGCCAUCUUGCCAUUGCGCAUCUGUGCAGUUCCACCCACCUCCUAGGACAACAAACACUUACUGCUCUGCUGAGGCCUGAGCUGGCGUCUCUAAUUCCCAGCUCUGUUAGUCACUCACUGCGGGCCACCCCUGCCGCUCUGCAUGAGAUUUGCCUAUUAGUCAGGUCAGACCAGAUGAUCUAAUGGUCCCUUCUGGCUUAAAAGUCUAGAAGAUGCUGACUUAGGGUGACCAGACAGCAAGUGUGAACAAUCGGGAUGGGGGUGGGGGGUAAUAGGAGCCUAUAUAAGAAAAAGCCCCAAAUAUCGGGACUGUCCCUAUCAAAUCGGGACAUUUGGUCACCUUACCUGAGUUUUAGACAGAGCUCAGCUUUUCUGAGAUGUAAGAG